Molecule: messenger RNA, 1554 nt
Organism: Dendrobium catenatum
Lineage: Eukaryota; Viridiplantae; Streptophyta; Magnoliopsida; Asparagales; Orchidaceae
Product: chlorophyllase-2, chloroplastic-like
Exons: 2
Coding region: 110-1042 (310 amino acids)
Biological process (GO): chlorophyll catabolic process
Molecular function (GO): chlorophyllase activity
Source: RefSeq, a predicted model, not a curated record
UCAACUAUAAAAGGAUCAAUGGAGAUUUGAAAGAAAUCCAUCAGCGAGGAGGAGAAAAGGAGAAAGAAAUAUUUGGAAGAAAGAGCUGCCUGAGCAGUUCAAAAUAUAUAUGAACAUGUCGACUACUGUAAGUUCUGUGUUCAAGCUUGGGAAGUACACAGUGAAUCUCCUCAGCGUCAGCAAUAAGAACUCUGCAUCUGUGUCUCCUCCUCCACCGAAGCCUCUUCUUGUCUCAACACCUAGCGAUGAAGGAGAGUUUCCUGUUCUCAUCUUCCUCCAUGGAACCUUUCUCUGCAAUUCCUUCUACUCUCAGCUCCUCCAACACAUCUCAUCUCAUGGCUAUAUUGUGGUCGCCCCUCAGCUCUACAUCGUUACAGGGUCUGAUGCAACUAAAGAUAUUUCUGAUGCCGCAGAAGUAACGGAUUGGCUAGUAAAAGGUCUGGUUAAAAUCCUUCCCAAUAAUGUUCAACCCAAUCUCUGCAAACUAGGCAUCGCCGGCCACAGCCGCGGCGGCAAGGUUGCAUUUGCUCUUGCUCUGGGCUAUGCGAAGACCUCGCUCACCUUUUCAGCUCUACUGGCAGUCGAUCCAGUCGACGGAACAAGCAAAGGAAAUCAGACCAAUCCACCCAUCCUCACCUACAUUCCGAGCUCUUUCGAGCUAAAAAUGGCGGCUUUGGUGAUCGGCUCCGGCCUCGGCGAGUUUAAGAGGAAUUGCUUGCUCCCUCCCUGUGCUCCAGAGGGAGUGAGCCACCAGGAGUUCUACGAUGAAUGCAGAGCUCCUGCUUGCCAUCUUGUGGCUAAGGAGUAUGGUCACAUGGACACAUUGGAUGAUGACACCAAAGGAAUUGUAGGGAAAGCUAGUUAUUGCUUGUGUGCCAAGGGGAAGACGAGGGAGCCUAUGAGGAACUUUGUCGGUGGAGUCAUGGUGGCUUUUAUGAGAGCUUAUUUGAAUGGUGAUAUGGAGGAUUUGUUAACUCUGAAGGGUGAUCCUGACCUUGCAAUACCUAUUGGUGUAUCAAUAGCAUCCUUUCAGCUCGAAUGAAAGGGCAAAUUAUUACGUCUGGUGUCUGGAUUCGUCCGGACAUCAAUUCAGACUCGCCACGUCACUAAAAUACAUCGGAUUCUAGUGUAUUUGAGUGUGUAGUGCGUCUGAAUUGAAUUUUCGGACGUCUGGUGACCGGACGUAAUAAUUCGCCCGAAUGAAAGACCAUCUUUCCAUGGUGAAAUUAUUUUGUGCGGAUAUGUGUACACCAUUCGGAGAUGAAUCAGAAUACGUCACGUCACCCGUUUGAUGUGUAACGGAUGACUUGGCACAUUCUGAUUCGCAUCUGAAUGAUUCGGUGCCCGCACACAAUAAUUUCUAUUUUCCAUGUGUGUUGUAGAUAGCUCGACUCGACCGGCAUUACCACAAUAGGAAUAAAUACUUUGAGACUAUCUUUGUGAGAGUUAGUAAUAUUAGAGCUAAUAUGAUCCUUUGCUCUAAAUAUUUGUUCUUGGGUUUUAAUUCGUUUUCUAUCAUAAAUGGUUGAUGCGAAUAAUAUUUCAUUUGGGAUA